AAAUUAGUUAAAUACUGGAUUUUUUGUGAAGAUGUUGUUGGUACUUGUUACAUUUACCUCGUGCAUCACUUGUCAUGUCUGAAAUGUUGUGGGGAAAUGAUGAGGACGUUUUGUGCACGCAGGAUCUAGAGAUGGGAUCUGCUGACGGCGGGGGGAGCAAACUCCACCCAGCAGAUAGGAUCUCAGGCAGGCGGAGCGGAGGGCAGCUUGUGCCCAAAGGGCUCGGGCUGGUUGGUCGGGACGCUUGACAAGUCCCGCAGAAAACUUCUGAGAGAGAGGGGCAAAGUCCAGCCUGAGCGCGAGGGAAACGGGGGUGGAAGUUAACGCGUGUGGGAGCGUGCCGGGGAACUAAAACAAACAAACAAAAAAAAAUAUCGCAGGUCAUUUUAAAGAAAUGCUCCAAAGAUGGCGGUGGUAAUAUCGACGGGAGUUUCGGGAGCCUCCGGAGUGCAAAAAAGUGGAUUUGUGGAGGUUUUGGUGCGGGAGCGGUGGCACAAAGUUUUGGUCAACUUGAACGAGGAAGCGCUCACGUUAAGCUGCGAGGAGAGCGGCGGCAACGACAACGUGAGCGACAAUGUCAACUCCAACGGCGUCAGCAACGGAUCUUACCUUGAUAACAACAACGCUAACUCCAACAACGGCCCCAAAACUGUGCGCACCGCGUUCACGGACCUCCCGGAGCGAGUGCCCGAGGCGAUCGCCAACAGAAAGCGGUGCGUCAAGGUGACCAAGCAGGAGAUCGGGGGGCUCGGGAUCAGCAUCAAGGGAGGGAAGGAGAACAAAAUGCCCAUCCUCAUCAGUAAGAUAUUCAAGGGGCUCGCCGCGGACCAGACCCAGGCUCUGUACGUCGGGGACGCCAUCCUGUCCGUAAACGGCAUGAACCUGCGAGACGCGACCCACGACGAGGCUGUGCAGGCGCUGAAACGGGCCGGGAAAGAGGUGACUCUCGAAGUCAAAUACAUGCGGGAGGCCACGCCGUACGUCAAAAAGGGCUCCCCUGUGUCGGAGAUCGGCUGGGAAACUCCCCCUCCUGAGUCUCCCCGCAUCGGCAGCCCUCCCAUCACCUCCUCCUCCUCCUUGUUUGACCCUCCGAGCCCAGCUUCCCAGCCCUCCCUGUCUCUGCAGGGCGACAGAAGGUGCAUACCACUCAAGAUGUGUUAUGUAACCAGAGCCAUGACCACGCCAGACCCUGAGAACAGACAACUGGAGCUACACUCCCCCGACGCCAGGCACACAGUGGUGCUGCGGUGCCCAGACCAACCAUCUGCCCUGUCCUGGUUCUCUGCCAUGCACUCUGUGACAUCCACACUGGCACAGCAGGCACUGGCAGAGGUCAUCCAGAACACAGUCAGGACGGGGGUUGCUGGCAGCAAAGAGAUACGACACCUGGGAUGGCUGGCAGGGAAGACAGAGAGCGAGAAGGAGUCCUGGAGGCCAGUGCUGGUGGUAGUGACUGAGAAAGACCUGCUGCUGUAUGACAGUCUACCACGAGGCAAGGAGGCCUGGCAGAGCCCUGCGCACACUUAUCCACUUUUAGCAACACGUCUGGUCCACUCUGGUCCCGACCGGGGAUCCCCUCACUCUGGCACCGAGCUGUUCUUUGCCACUCGGACUGGCACGCGACUCGGCAUUGAGACUCACCUGUUCAGGGCUGAGACCACCAAGGAUCUGUCCAUGUGGACCAGACACAUAGUCAACGGAUGUCACGCCUCAGCUGAAAUGAUCAAAGAAGUUACGACAAGUUGUCUUUACCGGGGUCAGGAGUGCCGGCUGGUGAUUCACUACGAACAGGGCUUCUCUGUGCUGGCUGACCCCAAACUGGCAGACGGGGAGAACGGGGAGGAGAGAGGAGCUCGCACUCCUACAAGGCCCAGGGUGCUCCUCUCAUACCCCUAUGAAAAACUAAAGAUGUCCUCAGACGACGGAGUUCGCAUGCUGUUCCUCGACUUUGGAGGGAAAGAGGGGGAGAUUCAACUGGACCUCCACUCAUGUCCGAAGCCAAUCGUCUUCAUCCUCCACUCCUUCCUGUCCGCUAAGAUCUCCCGUCUGGGUCUUGUGGCCUGACGGCCUCUCUAAAGGGACAUUUCAACCCCUUUGAAAACAGAAAUCCACUUUGUUUCUUCACCUAUCUGCAGCCCGCAUGCAGUACAUAAUGUCAAACUCCUUCAGUCGGGGACCCAAGCUGAGUGAAUGUAGCUUCUUUCUGGAAAUUGACUUUUUUUGGGUCUUCACCUCUAAACUAAAGAAACACUGGAGAAACCGAUCCAGAUUGGUUUUGCUUUGAGUGGAAUGGACAGAUUUUUAGGGGGACAAACCCUCCCUUUAAGGGCUGCAUGGACUGAAGUGUUUGACUGAAGAACCACAGAAGAAAACAAGGACUGGACUAGAUGCAGAGGGAUGAUAUUUACAGUAUACAGACAGAGGGACACACCAGAGGGAGCAGAUAGGGCAUUACUGUCAUGACCAGAAUUGGAAGGACUGGACAUGUGCAACAGGGGUUGAGAUGAAUUCACUUUCAAUUCAUUCAAAAUGUAAUGGCAAACUGCCUUCCAUUUACCCUUUAUAUAAUUUAUUCACCAUUAGCUCUGAAAAGACAUUCUGAAUUUCACUUGUAAUUUUUCUUCCACAAACACUUGGCACACCGUGGGAAAAACAUUUGUCAUGCAUUUGUCUUUCUUAGCGUCCCCUGAGAUUUCUUGUUAGCAGUGUCAGCAUUCAUCUUUGAAACUGGGAGCCACAAUCGGCGACAAAGAUCUGCGCGAUGUGACAGCUGACUCAAAUUCAAAUAGUCUCAGUAUUCUUUUAACAGGUUGCAUAUGGUGACCAUCUGGUAGUAUUUCAGCGUUUGACUGAUUUGACAGCGAUCUAACAUGAGCUCUAAUAACUUCAAAAAAUAACAGUUUAGCUUCAGUUACAUGAAUUAUAAUUUACUCAAAUAUUCUGUUUUUCUUUUGUCACUUUUAAAUUCUAUGUCCCAUUUAUUGCCCAAAAGCAGGAGAAAAAGUCACAUCUAACUAAAAAGUGAGAAUAAUGGCCUGCUAUGGCAAUUUUGUCUUCAACACUGGGGAACCAGGUUUCUGUACACUAGUUUUGGACUGUGGACUAGUAAUAUAUAUACAUGGAAUUUUAUGAUAAGGACAUAUUGGAUGUAUAUGAUUAAUCUAUCCUUGAUAGUGCCAUAACCAAAUAAUGACAUAAUAUUCAGAAAACUUACGUAAACAUAUUCUGACCAGAUAAUUUAAGGCAAUAGUUUGAUUGGACAGAGAAAUACACUUCCACUUUCUUGCUGAGAUUUCACUGUCUGUAUGAAGCCACAGUCACUAGACAGUUAGCCUAGCUUAGCUUAGCGUAAAGACUAGCAACAGGGCAAAGCAGUUAGCCUGGCUCUGACCAAAGCUAACAAAAUACACCCACCAGCACCUCAUGAAUUAUCACAUUAUAUCUUCUUUGUUUAUCCUGUCUUAUUUAUUAUGAUCAGUUUGGACAGAGCUGAAAGUUUAGUCUUAACUUAGGUUAGCCUAGCUUAGCAUAAAGACUGCAACCGCCCGUGGCCAGGAAAUAGUUCAGCACACAUCUCUGGUAUUCUCAUCUAAAUCUUGGCAAGAAAGCGAGUAAGUUGAUUUCCCAAAAUUUCGGAGUAUCCUCUAAGGGCCUCCAGUGUGAUCAGACAUGAUGAUGCAGUUGGGCUCUUUCCUCUUGUGUUUAAGGGUGGACUCUUCAUCAUUUUAAGCCUUGUUAACCCAUUGAAAUCCCAGUGUACUCUGCGAAGAACUGCUGAUGUUUGCCUCGUUAACUGACAAACUACAGUCAUGUUCUGCCCCAUUGAGCAAAUGUCUGUCAUGAGUCAUUCCAGUAAUUCUUAAUAUUCAUAUUGAAAACUGAAACUCAAUCAAAUGGCGCCUCAAUCACUUAAUCGAGUAUUAUUUAUCUUACAUUACAGCAAAGUAGCCAUCGUAGGAGUCUUCAAUCCUGCUUUAGUCCUGCAGCAGCCAGUGUGGGUCAUUAUUUUUUGGAUGUUAUACAGCAGACCAAAUCUGUAUACUGCACUGUGUCUGACAUGGCCUGCUGCCAGGGCUUUCCUUGUGCCUUCAGAUGACUAAGAAGAAAACAAACAUUUGAAUUUUGACAGAAAUUAAUCAUAGAGAUCACAGGAUGAGUGUGGAGCAACAAUGUGACUUCUAUGAUGGCUACAUUAGUUCUGGCUCAACCAGCAGAAAGCUUUUGUUUGCUCUUUCCUUUAUAUAGUAACACAUAUUUCCACUUUCACACUCACACUGUGAACAAUGAUUUUACACAUUGUAAUGCUACCGCACUGUAGAAGAAAACAUCAUCUGUUUUGUUUAUACUAAAAUAUAGCGGAGGCAUUAUAACACACAAAGAAUCCAGCACUUACUGAUAACCUCAAGUGGAGAAGAAGUUCUUUGAGUAAAGGCUGCUUUGAUAUGUAGAAUACUCUGAUGCCUUCGGCAGCUACUGUACUGUCACUCAGAAUGAUAAAGCUUAGUUUUUAACUCAAACGGUGCACAUAAAUCAUGUAUUUAACAAAAGUGA
Lates calcarifer (barramundi perch) is the source of this 4551-nucleotide messenger RNA. RefSeq names its product syntrophin, basic 1 (gene sntb1). Gene Ontology annotation, molecular function: structural molecule activity; protein binding. Lineage: Eukaryota; Metazoa; Chordata; Actinopteri; Centropomidae. The transcript has 8 exons. The record is from RefSeq and is a predicted model, not a curated record. Gene Ontology annotation, cellular component: synapse; intracellular anatomical structure; dystrophin-associated glycoprotein complex. Bases 406 to 2064 code for a protein of 552 amino acids.